CGCAUUCGAGCGAUCGAAGUGUCGCGUGCGUAAGGUUUGGUUCGAUCAAUUUGGUUGGUUAGACUUUGUACUCCGUUCGAAACACACGUGCGGUAGAGAAAAGCGGCUCGGUGCAGCGCGGAACCGAGUAGUGUGUCGCCCCGUGAAAAAGUUGGUCGUCGAUCGUGCCCGUGUUCUCUUUUCUCUCUCUUUCUCUCUCUCUAUUUAUCUAUCUUCUAUCUAUCUAUCUAUCAAUCAAUCAAUCUAUUUAUCUGUCUUUCUGUAACAUUUCGAAAAUUAACAAAAAGAAAGAAAGAAAGAAAGAAAUAAAUAAAGAAAGAAAAAAGUAAGUGGCGCGAUCUCACAACCGAGUGAUUAUCCGUGAGAAUUUAUCAAUCGAUUGGUGUUACGUUUGAAAUCGUUUGAAAUUGAAAUUAACUCGAACGUGAAUUUAUUAUCGACGAGGAAUGGCACUGGGCGCUCAGAUCGAGGCAUCCGGGGAAAACGGGAACGUGAAAAUACCCUUGCUGAACGGCACCGAGGAUCGAAACGAGACCGAAGUGAAGCAGAACGGCGAAGAAAGUGGUAGCACUAGUACGAUUGCAGAAAAUGUUGUAGAAAAGGGCGAGGUUGAAGCCACAAAGGAAGGGGAGAAAGAAAAGGAUAAGAAGGAGGAAAAAGUUGAUAAAGAACAAGACAAGGAUAAAGAAAAAGAUGCGGCAAACGAACAAGAAGUUGUUUACAUCCAAGAUAUGGGAUUUACUGUUAAAAUCGUUAGCCCUGGCGCCGAGCCAUUUGAUAUUCAGGUGUCUAGCAUGGAAUUGGUGCAGGAAAUUCAUCAAUUACUUAUGGAUCGCGAGGACACUUGUCAUCGUACUUGUUUUUCCCUUCAACUCGAUGGGAACACGCUGGACAAUUUUGCCGAGUUGAAAAAUAUUGAGGGCUUAAAAGAAGGUUCUGUUAUUAAGGUCGUAGAAGAACCUUACACGAUGCGAGAAGCUCGUAUACAUGUCCGACAUGUUCGAGACUUAUUGAAAUCUGUAGAUCCUACGGACGCUUAUAAUGGCGUUGAAUGUAGUAGUCUAUCGUUCCUAAACGUCGUUACCAAUGGCGAUAUUCUUGAGAAAAAGAAAACGCGUGCGGAUUCGGUCGAUUGCACUCCACCGGAUUACAUUAUACCUGGCUGUAAAGACAGGCCAUUAUUACCCUUGCAACCUCAAGCUAAAGAACAAAAAUGUCCGCCGUGCCUAAAAGUGUUAACUACGUCCGGAUGGAAUCCACCCCCAGGUCACAGAAAAUUACAUGGUGAUCUUCUAUAUUUACAUGUUAUAACUCUGGAAGACAAGCAGUAUUAUUUAACGGCCUGCGCUAGGGGUUUCUUUGUUAAUCAAUCAACAAAGGAGGUAUUUAAUCCAAAACCAGCAACGCCGAGUCAUUUGUGCCAUAGCUUGAUCGAGUUGUUAAACCAAUUGAGUCCAGCUUUUAAGCGAGGCUUCGCUGCCAUGCAAAGACGGAGAACCCAAAGACAUCCUUUCGAAAGAGUUGCCACACCCUAUCAACUUUAUGCAUGGAGUGCUCCACAAACUGAGCACACUAUUGAUGCUAUACGUGCCGAAGAUACUUUCUCGUCUAAACUGGGUUACGAGGAACACAUCCCAGGACAAACGCGAGAUUGGAAUGAAGAAUUGCAAACUACCAGAGAAUUGCCUCGUAAAAAUUUACCCGAAAGAUUGUUAAGAGAACGUGCCAUUUUCAAGGUUCACAGUGAUUUUGUCGCGGCAGCGACUCGAGGCGCGGUAGCCGUAAUCGAUGGCAACGUCAUGGCCAUAAAUCCGGGCGAGGAAGCUAAGAUGCAAAUGUUUAUUUGGAACAAUAUUUUUUUCUCUUUAGGCUUCGAUGUACGAGAUCAUUACAAGGAACUUGGUGGAGAUGCUGCCGCAUUCGUUGCUCCUCGUAAUGAUUUGCAAGGCGUUAGAGUUUAUGCUGCUGUUGAUUUACUUGGACUCUAUACUCUUGGCACUGUUGUUAUAGAUUAUAGAGGUUAUCGUGUUACUGCUCAAUCUAUUAUCCCAGGAAUCUUAGAACGUGAACAAGAACAAUCUGUUGUAUAUGGUUCUAUAGAUUUUGGGAAAACUGUUCUUACACAUCCUAAAUAUAUUGAAUUGUUAAACAAAGCUGGACAGCAAUUAAAAAUAUUGCCUCAUAAAGUAAUUAAUGAUACUGGAGAGGAAAUUGAGCUUUGUAGUAGCGUAGAAUGUAAGGGUAUCAUUGGAAAUGAUUCUCGGCAUUAUGUUCUAGAUUUACUCAGGACUUUCCCACCCGAUGUUAAUUUCUUAAAACUGGAAGGAGUUGAGUUAAGUAAAGAAGCAAGGGCAUUAGGUUUUCCGAUUGAACAUAAACACAAAUUGGCUUGUCUUCGUCAAGAAUUAAUCGAUUCCUUUGUCGAAGCUAGAUACGUUCAAUUUAUUAGACAUGCUGCCAUUCAUCUUCAACAACUCACGUCUGCACGAAAAUCGCAGAAGGAAAAAGAAUCUUCUUCAAAGGAAAAUAAAAAAGAUGAAACAACUGUUGUCGCGGUCGAUAGUAACAAAGAAGUUUCAACCCAAUCUUUGAUGGAGGCUGAUGAAGCGAAAAAAAUUGUUGAGAGCAUUACUGAUUCUAUAACGGGAGGUGAAAAACAAGAACUUGAAGAAAGUACUAAGGAAAUAGUUCGUAGAGCUGCAGCAGCUGUUGGAAGUUUACGAGAUGCGGAAUUUGAUGUAAGAUUUAACCCAGAUGUUUUCUCACCUGGUGUACACCACCCAGAUCCUAAUGGGGCUACGUUGAAGAAACAAAAGCAAUUGGUCAAGGAUGCUGCAGAUUUUCUAUUAACUGUACAACUUCCAACUUUCAUUCGAGAAUGUUUAGAUCAUACAGCUGCUGCCAUGGAUGGUAGCACUUUGAUAGAAGCUUUGCAUGGUAGAGGUAUUAACGUUCGUUAUCUUGGAAAAUUAGCGGUUAUGUUAGCUGCUGUACCUCAGUUAAGAUAUCUCAAUCGUAUCGCUGUUUCCGAACUUAUUUUACGAUCGGCUAAACAUAUUUUUACAUCUUAUAUGCAGGGUACAGAAUUAAUGAGUCUUUCGGCAGCUAUUAGUCAUUUUUUAAAUUGUUUGCUAUCUUCAGCACAAAUCAUACAUCCUCAACAAAAUCUUGAAGAAUUGCAAAGCAAAACGGCAAAAAGACGUAAUAAAAGAAAGGGUAGAAAUAAUGGUCCUCAACAGUCGGAAGUAGAAUGGGCAUCGUUGACGCCUAAAUCACUUUGGCAACAAAUUAAAGCAGAUCUGAAGGGUUAUUAUGAUUGGGAAACACCAACUCCGGAAUCAUUGGAUUCUACGAUCGAACAUUUUCAUUUGCAAAAGAUAUCCUUGCUUCGUGGUUUUUGCAUAAAAACGGGUAUUCAAAUCUUACUUCGCGAAUAUAAUUUUGAAAACAGAAAUAGAGCCACUUUCUUUGAGGAAGAUAUUUUGAAUAUUUUCCCUGUUGUUAAACAUAUCAAUCCUAGAGCUAGCGAUGCUUACAAUUUUUAUACAACUGGACAAAGUAAAAUUCAGCAAGGCUAUUUGAAAGAUGGAUAUGAAUUAAUUAGUGAAGCAUUAAAUUUGUUGAAUAAUGUUUAUGGUGCUAUGCAUCCUGAAAUUGCACAAUGUCUUAGAAUGCUUGCAAGAUUGAAUUAUAUAAUGGGAGAUCAUGGAGAGGCGUUAGCAACUCAACAAAAAGCUGUGCUCAUGUCGGAAAGAGUUAAUGGUAUAGAUCAUCCAUACACUAUCACGGAAUAUAUUCAUCUAGCUUUAUAUUCUUUCGCAAAUGGUCAAGUAUCAGUGUCGUUACGACUAUUGUAUAGAGCACGUUAUCUCGCAUUAUUAGUUUGUGGAGAAGAUCAUCCGGAAGUAGCUCUACUCGACAGCAACAUUUCUUUAAUAUUACACGCUGUCGGGGAGUACGAAUUAUCGCUUAGAUUUUUGGAACAUGCGCUGGAUUUAAAUCUUCGUUAUCAUGGUCCGCGUUCAUUAAAAGUAGCAGUGUCCUAUCAUCUCGUAGCAAGGACCCAAUCAUGUAUGGGUGAUUUCCGUGCGGCUCUAAAUAAUGAGAAAGAAACUUAUGCAAUUUACAAGCAACAAUUGGGUGAAGAUCAUGAAAAGACAAAAGAAAGUAGUGACUGUCUCAGACACCUCACUCAACAAGCUGUAGUUUUGCAAAAGAAGAUGAACGAAAUUUACACGGGAAAAUCUGGUGUUACUUUACCGCCUAUUCAAGUUCAACCACCGAGUAUGGGCUCAGUUCUCGACAUGUUGAAUGUGAUCAAUGGAAUUCUUUUUGUACAAAUCAGUCAACAAGAUAUUGAAAAUUUCAAAGCGGAAAUUGAAAAGCGACAGAAGGAACAAUCGCCAGACAAUGAAAACAAAGCGAUCGAACCUGCUGAAAGUAAGAAAAACGAUCAAGAAAAUCGAAAAGUUGAACAACCAAAGUCCGAAGAUAAAAAGUUAGAAGAGAAUAAAACAGCAACGUUGGAACCAGUAAUAACAGAAAGCUGAACAUUUUAUGCACAUACACAGAGAUAGAAAGAGUUAGUAGUACCAUUUUCGAAUCCUAGUCUCUCUCUCUGAUCAUGCCCGCGUUUAACCUUCGGAUAGAAGGAUAACGCUUAUAAGAACACAUAUAUACAAUUGGGAUUAAACUCGGAGUGGGGCGCAGUGUCUUUGUAAUAGGAUUGUCAAAUAGUGCAUUAUAUUUGUUUAUAGUGCUAUAAUAAUGUUGGAACUUUUGCAGUGCAGUGUUUUAAAGUCGUAAUCAAUAAUGUGGGAAAGGAACGCAUUUGGAAAAAUAAUACAAAAAUGAGAGAACAAAGGAAAAAUAAAUGUUGCGGAUUUUACUUAUAAUCCUUUAAUGAUAUCAUAAUCACAUAUAAUAAACGAAUUGAAUUGUUGUUUAAAUGUAAAUAACAUUCAAAGAGAUCUUGUUCUCUUAUAUAAAAAAAAAAAAGAAGAGAAUUUAUCGGUGUGGUUUGAUAAAUACCAAAAAAAGAAAAUUUCAAACGCGUAAUUGAGAAAAUUCAUUUUGAUGGAAGAGGAAGAUAAGAGUUUUCAUAAUAAUUGCAAAACAUUUUUCUAAGGCCUCGAAUAUUUAUACUUUCAUUAUGGCAAAACUAUAUCGUAACAUAUACAUAUAUACAUACAUACACAUAUACACAUACAUACAUCAUACCAUAUAAACAUGUGUGCGCAUACGACAUGCAACCUAUAAAAAUGCGUCAGAUUUGGAUCAUUUGUUGAUUUAUUUUAUCAAACUUUUAAUGUUAUUUGCAUAUACGAGAAGAGAUCUUAAGAUGGCGCUUGUUUUAUUUUUUUUUUUUUUUUAAAUGGACUGUGAACGUUUAUCGACACUUUAUUACAUUUAAGUACUUUGUUUUCUCUUUGUUUUUUUUAUAGUUAUAGAUAGUAUACGUUAUUAGUAGCACAUGUAUUUGGAAAAGUGAUCCUUUUGUGUCAUAAAAAUAUACUUAUAUUGCUCAUUAUUCUUGUUACCAAUGAUAGAGAAAUGUAUAAUGCCAUUUUAUGCUCAUUAAUCAUGAAAUGUUACUUUUUAUAAUUUAGAUUUUCAUUAAAUUCGCUUUAAGGGGCUUCCUGAUCGUUUUUUUUUUUUUAUAAAUCCAUUUACUUACGAAAAUAUCGAUCAUUAUAAAUAAUGCAUUUGCCUUUUAUUAUGCAUAGAAUAAACAAUAAUGGGGGAUCUAGCAUAAUGGCACACUUAAAUACAUUAUUACAUUUGUAAUCAUUUACACAUACACGCAGAUGCAACUCAUUAGUCAAAUUACUGCUAGAGUAGCAUUAGUUUAAUGUAAUCAUUAGUUAUAUCAUAAGUAAUACUAAGAUAUCAGUGAUUAAUACAAAGAUGUUAAUAUUUUUUUGUUCUUCUGUAUCACGUUGAUCGAAUAUUUGACUCUUAAAAAAAAACAAAUAUAUAUACAAGUAUCAUAUUUCAGCUUUGUUUUUAGAAUCAUUACGAUUGAAUCGGAUUAGCUUCAAAAAUAUUAGAAAAUAUAUCAUUAAAAAAGAAACCAAAACAGACUGUUUUAAAUGCAAUAUAAAUAGUAAAUAUAAAAAUAGCCUUUAGAUGCAUAAAGUGUUAUGUUUAUUAUUAAUAAUAGUAAAAGAACUGAAUGAGUGAUUUAUUAUUGUAAUCAUACCAUAUGUCGUUUAAAAAAAAAAAAAGAACAGGUUUAUACACUUCCCCCCUCCGCCCGCUACAAAACGUAUAAAACUGAUAAAACGGAAAUUGUAUGAUAAAGAAACAUUAGUCUAUAAGUAUUUGAUUAUAAAUAAAGUUAAAUACUUGAUUU
Molecule: messenger RNA, 6355 nt
Organism: Polistes canadensis
Lineage: Eukaryota; Metazoa; Arthropoda; Insecta; Hymenoptera; Vespidae
Gene: clu
Product: clustered mitochondria protein homolog
Exons: 17
Coding region: 447-4550 (1367 amino acids)
Biological process (GO): intracellular distribution of mitochondria
Cellular component (GO): cytoplasm
Molecular function (GO): mRNA binding; protein binding
Source: RefSeq, a predicted model, not a curated record